Pseudonaja textilis is the source of this 2574-nucleotide messenger RNA. NCBI's taxonomy places the organism in Eukaryota, Metazoa, Chordata, Lepidosauria, Squamata, Elapidae. The record is from RefSeq and is a predicted model, not a curated record.
AUGUCCGAACCAGCUGAUUAUGCUCUCUGUGAGAAAUUUGAAGCCAAUAUGUUUGCCAAAAACCGAUGCCAGAACUGUUUGCGAACAAUCACUGCUCAUCAACAUGGUAACCAGGUAUUCAAAAAAGAUGUCAUAAACCUUCCUAAAUGUAUUUCUAAUAAUAUCAGCGAAUCUGAUCCUGCUGAUCCAUGGGACCCCUUGUGCAUUCUAGCAUCCCAGUGUAAAGUCUAUGUAUAUGUGGGCUCUGAAGACAGAAGAGAAAGCCAGCAGGAAAGGUUGGGAUAUACCCUGCUCAACUGCAGCAAUGAAGAAUCUGAAGCAGCAAAUACAUGCCCUGAUGCCAGCAAUACUCUCAGCACUGAUGCAGGUGGCAAUGCCAUGCUUAGUGAGGACCAGGAAAUGACUAGACUGCUCAGCAACAUUUUGGAAUCUGAAAAAAAAAACUCACUACACAUUGCAAGUCUGAAGGAAAAGGUACAGUCUGAAAACUUGCACUCUGAUAGGCACAGGUGGGCCGAGGCAACAUCCUGUAGAAGAACAGUGUCUUGGAGUUGUCUAAAACCAGAAUCCAGGGCUAUGAGCCAGGACUGUGGCGACAGCAGGAGGAAGCAUCAAGCUGAGAGUGGCUAUUUCUCUUUGGAGUGUUGUAAAUCAGAGUCAAAUUGGAUCUCUUCCACUUCCUGUCCUAAUCAUAGCAUGUUGCCCACUCCUAGCAAGGCCACAGGAGCCUCCCUCAGCUUGGCAGAUUCCAAGCUGAACUUUCACAAGAGUGGCAGCAAUGAGGGCCGAUGUGGGCUGAUAAAGCAGAACUAUACAAUCUUGGCUGACUUGCCCAAGGCCAAACGGCUCCGUCACCAGGAGGCUUUUGAAAAAGAGCACAGCCGUGCUCGUAGCCCAGGCCGAGCAGAGGUGGAACGGAUUUUUGGGCAGGAACGCAGGAAGUCAGAGACCCUGGAAGUCUUCCAGGCACUGGAAGAGGGCCUCCUGGAACAUUUGGACAGCAAGUCCUUGAAGCUGGCCAAGGAAGGGCGAUUAGUCAGAAGGCGAUCGAGCCCCACCCUGUGCCGAGAAGUGAAGAAAAGAUUUCCAUGGGAGCCAGAACAGCCCAGGAAAAGAGAAUCUCUUUGCAUAGGAAGAGCAGAACAGCAACUCAAGAUAAGUAGCCAGAGCCAUGGUGAAUCCUUGCACUUAAAGAACCCAAAUCAGCAAUCACAGAGAGAAAUUCAAAGUAGAGGGAUGCCUCUGUACUCAACAACUUCAACCUCUCAGAAGAUGGAGAGACAAGGAAGGAAAUUGGAGGAGCUUGUGUCCCGUUUGACUUCCAGUGCAGAGAGGGCUGCCCUUUGUCCUAUGAGUCAUGGGAGGCAAGUGGAUAAUGAUAAAAAGAGACCAGCAGAGAUCUCACAUCACAAGAGCCCUGGAAAGAAUGACACAGAUGCUAGAUGGAAAAGCAAUCCAAGUACCUUGCAUACUGCUAACCCUCCAAAGACUUUGGACAAGAAUCAAGCAAGGCUCACAAGGCAACUAGAUAGGUAUAAAGAAAGUGACCGGAAGGCACGAGGAAAACCUUUGCUCCUUGUAGGUACAGUUGACCAGCCAAGAAAGAACAUAAGAGACUCCCAAGAUGUUAUUUGUGCCGUUGGCUCAAGAAGUGAAAUAGCAGCUAGAGGGAAAGAGGGGCGGCCAGUGGUUUGUUCAAGGUUUGGGCAUGAUCAGUGCGGAGCCCAAGAAGUGAAAAAGUAUUCUUUUAAUCCUAGGAAAGAAAUGGAAAUCGGUUUGAAAUGUCCUAGUGCAGCUGUGAAUAGCUCUAGUCCUGGAAUAUCUGCUAGUAGAAGCAAAAGAGAUAUCAGAAACUCUUGUGGUCCAGGGAGAUUCAAGGAAGACAACUGGAACAACUUGAAAGAGCUCAGACAUUCUCCAAGUCCUGGGAGUUUGAUGGAAAGUACCCAAUUAUGCUUUGAGCAGGCAAGAUGCUGUGCUGCUUCACAGCAGCGCCAAGAGAAUAACUGGAAAAGUCGAAGGGAAGCCAGGAGUUUAAGGGCCAGUGCCAGUAGUGAUGGGCUGAGCAAAGGAGACCAUUCAAUUGCUUUCACUCCUAAGAAAGUGAAUGACUUGAAGGGUUGUUGCACAUCCUUUAGCCCCCCAGACCCUACAGUUUUUGGACAGAAAGGGAUGGUCCAAGAAGCUCUUGCACACUCCAUCAAACCAGAGACUGUCCCAAGAAUUCAAGAAAGCUCCCAGAGCCAUGUACAUCCAAUGCCAUCCUUGGAAAAAGAGUGGAUAAACCAAGGGGAGUGCUUUCAUUCUGCCAAGCCAGGGCAGCAACAGUUGGAGGAUAACAGGAAAAACCAAGGAACUCCAGAAAAAUGGGCAGAGGAUAAAUGGAUAAACUGGCAGAGGUGUCCCAGCCCCUCAACAGCAGAGAAGCAUCUGGGAAAUAAUAAGGAAAGAAUGAAGCAGCAAUGUGAAGGGCAUAUUGCAACAAGUGCUUGUUCCUCUAGAAGUCAAAUCCUUUAUCUGGACUCCAGUAAGAAACAUAAGGGGGCUGGAGGUACUGAGAUCAGCCAAGCCUGA